Molecule: messenger RNA, 3725 nt
Organism: Aphanomyces astaci
Lineage: Eukaryota; Oomycota; Saprolegniomycetes; Saprolegniales; Verrucalvaceae
Exons: 9
Coding region: 788-3649 (953 amino acids)
Biological process (GO): protein O-linked glycosylation
Molecular function (GO): protein binding; glycosyltransferase activity
Source: RefSeq, a predicted model, not a curated record
CACGAUGGUCAGCCGUCGAGUAUGGACGUGUGUCGUACUAGUAUGCACAAUAAUAGCCAUCAUGAUGGCGAGGUCUUAUGCACAUCUCGCAGCCAUUGGCGAUGGAGAAGAAGGCAUAUGGAACACCUGGGACAUGAUGCAAGAGGAGAAGCUUCUCCUUCCCAGCGGUUCGCUCGAAUUCGUCCGCCAAGCACCGAUCGUAGCUCAAGUGGGAAGGCAUGACUCCUUCUUGCAGCAACCGCGUCCUUCGUCCAAUGCGCUUUCAGUGGAGUCAAUGCACCAGCAUUGCAACCACUUGUCAUCGCAGGUUAGCCAAACCACAGCCGCCAAUCACUGCUGGACGACACUCUUCGACCUGUUUCCGGCGACGCCAUUUCAAGUGCAUUACGAUUAUGCCAAGUACAUCGAGCAGAAAGGAGCUGACACGUCAACUGGUGAUGUGAUCGCUGCGUACGAGCGUGCACUGGCCGUCAUGACAGAGCCGACGUCGUUGCUGUCGUUGGACGCCAUGAACAGACUGGGAUUGCUUUGGCUAAAGCAGUCCCGUCCUCACAUAGCGAUCGACAUAUUCCGCCAGAGUCUUCGGUGGCAUCCGUUCGAGUGUGCGUUGUACGGAAAUCUGGCCAGUGCAUACCUCGAGCUUGGAAAUGUCUCGGCCGCUCUUGCCGCCGCCACCACGUCCAUCGUUCGUCGCUGACUCUUCGAUCGUUCCACAUCUAACUGAGAUUUCUUGCGUACAUAGUCAUUGGCACCAGACAACGCAGCUCUGCACCAUAACAUUGGAAACAUGCACCAACAGGCUGGAGAUAUGAAUGCCGCCAUGGCACACUGGCAGAAAGCCGUCGACGCCAACCCCCUUGUCCCGAACCCUCUGUUUAGUCUUGGGAUUGCUGUGGGCAACCAAGGGCACACUCGAACAUCAACUGCGUACUUUACCCAAGCGAUCAUUCUCGCCACUCAACACGCCCCCGACCUCCGAGAUAUAGCUCGCAUACAGCAUGCCACGUCAUUGCUUCCACGAGUAUAUGAGUCCACCGACGAGAUCGUCCUCGUUCGCCAUCAGUUUCAAGCGGCGUUGGACAGUCUCUUGGCCGACAGUCCACUGAAUCUAGGCCACAACCCGAUUUACACUACAGGGUGUGGUUCGAUGGGGUAUUACUUGGUGUACCAAGGCGGGGUGAACAAACCGCUGCGGCGCCAACUAGCUCAGAUCUAUACCCUCAGCAUGCCAGCGUUAGGCUUUGUAGCGCCUCACGUUCUAGCUAGCCGCCACCAAACGUUUCAAUUCCCACACACAAGUCGCUACGUCCGGCACCCCCCCCAGCCCCCAAACGAGUCUGGCUAUUCAAGUAUCUCAUUAACUCGACGCAUUCGUGUGGGGAUUCUGUCGUCGUUCAUGUAUCACCAUUCGGUGGGGCUGUUGAUGCAAGGGGUGCUCACACGACUCUCCAACGCCACGUACGAGCUCGUGCUACUGCGAAGUCGACCCUGGCAACACGACCACGUCUCGCGCCAUGCGGCUGCCCACAUGAGUCAGGACAUUCAACUGCCCACCGAUGUCUUUCAAGCCCAAAGGGUGGUAGCCGCCCUCGAACUGGACAUUCUCGUCUUCACCGAGAUUGGCAUGGACCCGGGCACGUAUUUUUUAGCCUUUUCAACGCUCGCGCUUCGGUCCGUGUUGUUCUGGGGCCACGCCAUCACGUCUGGCCUGUCGACGGUCGACUAUUUCAUCACGUCCGACUUGUUUAACUCGAAUCCAGAUGAGUUUACCGAAACGCUGUACCCCAUGCAGUCGCUGACGACUCUGUUCCGUCGCCCUAAGUUUACAUUUGACCGGUCGUUGCUAACAUUUUUACCUACAAUCGAACCGCACAAUGUACUCUUCGUCGUUCCUCAAACGCUGUAUAAACUCCAUCCAGACAUGGACGCCAUCCUUGCAGCCAUUUUAACUGGCCUUCCCCAUAGCUACGUGGUGCUGCUUGAAGGCUCCGUCCCCCACUUGGCCACUCUGAUCCAACGCCGCCUUGGCCGGGUGCUGUCGCCCCAAGACUUGCACACUCGUGUAGUGUUUGCUCCUUAUCUAUCCACCGACGCCUUCCUCACGCUCUGUCAAGUCGCCGACGUGGUGUUGGAUCCGUUUCCAGUGGGCGGGGGGCGCAGCAGUUUGGAGAUUUUUUCCGUGGGGACCCCCGUGGUCGUCCAUAGGAAUCGCACGUCAAUUGUGCAACUGACAGCCGCUAUGUACACCAAGAUGAACAUCACAACGUGUUGUGUCGCGUCGUCCGAUGCUGCCUACGUGGCCAUGGCGAUUCACUUGGGCUCGAACACUUCCUACCGUGAUGAACUGUCCUCGCUGAUUCAACGGCGCAGUUCAGUCCUGUACGACUCUGAUGCCGCCACUGUGGCCGACGUUAUGAACGACUGGGACCAAUGCUUGCACACGAUCUUGGCCAUGCCACCGCCGCCAUCCAACCGUUCUCAACCUACACCCGUGAAUCGGCUGGGCUUUCGCCUGCAAGUAGCCGGACAACCGUCGGUCGAAGUCGUCUUGCGGUCGAAUGAUGAAGAGCCCGCGGCAGUUGCGGCGGCCGUUGCGGCCUCGCACAAGCUCGAGCCAUUGCACCAGUAUUACAUCCAAACCUUGCUCUUUAAUGGCCUCCAACGAUGGAGGCAGCAGUCGCCCCAAGUUGCCAUCUCAGCAGAUGUCUUUCCGGGCAUGACGCCGCCCGUGGACGUGUACGUGGGGGAUGAUGUAGCGCUAGCAGUGCAUGUCCAUCUCUGGCGCUAUAAGUAUCGCAUGUCUGGCACAGAGCUCGGCCACGUCAUAGCGUCGAUUCGAAGUGCCUUGAAUCACGCCGACGAAUCAACGUUGUGGAUUGCGGCUCGGGGGGCUCAGUACCCCCCUCCCCCUCCUACUCCCCCUCUUCGUUCCUUUAUUGCACCAUUAGUGUCUCACCAGACUUGCGUCACCGUAGUCGUCACCACAUGCAAACGGCUGUCAUUGUUCUUGGCCACAAUGCACAGCUUUCUCCCGUACGCAGCAACAUCGUCCGUGUGCAUGCUUCUUGUCCUGGACGACCAUUCGUCUGCCGCCGAUCGCCGCGUGAUGCAAGACACGUUUCCAGCAGUCGAAUUUGUGUUUACCCGUCGAAAAGGCCACGCGCACUCGCUGAACACGAUGCUCGAGCUUGUGACCACUCGAUUCAUGCUGUACCUUGAGGACGACUGGCGGUGGGAGCCGUCGCUUCCCCACCACCCCCUCGCCCACGCCCUAGCCAUCUUGGAGCACGAUCCAACCAUCGUUCAAGUCCUAGUCAAUACCCAACACAGCGGGUGGCCCCGGCGAUUGCCGACGACAGACGACAGUUCAUUCGGACUGUACUUUCGCCAUGAAUAUGGAGUUGUCGACCACGCGUUUGGGUAUUGGCCGGGGUUCUCGCUCAACCCAGGUGUGUGGGACCUCAAGAGACUAAGCCGAUGCCCCGCCUUGCGAUUCAACGAGUCGUCCGAUGUGUUUGAGCGAGAGUUUUCACUGGCCGUGUGGCGGUGUGGACUGCACGUUGCCAUGUUACCGUAUACGACAGCAGUGCACAUUGGCACGAACGGGUCGGCUUAUGUGCUCAAUGGCUUACCACGUCGAUUUGACUGAUUCGGGCGUUAGUUCUAAUGUCUUCGUUUCAACGGCAAAGUCAUUCUAUUACGAUCAGGAAGGCAAUCUAUUAAAC